Messenger RNA from Salarias fasciatus (jewelled blenny), 3270 nucleotides. RefSeq names its product heat shock protein 4 like (gene hspa4l). Gene Ontology annotation, cellular component: cytosol; nucleus. Lineage: Eukaryota; Metazoa; Chordata; Actinopteri; Blenniiformes; Blenniidae. Gene Ontology annotation, biological process: protein folding. Gene Ontology annotation, molecular function: ATP-dependent protein folding chaperone; ATP binding. The transcript has 20 exons. Bases 214 to 2700 code for a protein of 828 amino acids. The record is from RefSeq and is a predicted model, not a curated record.
UCUCGGAGCAUCCGUCCGUGAGCGCCGCUGCUGGGUGAUGUCUGGGCAGCCGCGGCGGAGGAGUGGGAGAAUCCGCUCUGGACACCACCGCUCUCCGGGAUUACUGUCUACGAGUUGGCUAUAAACAGCUCCGCUUACAUAACAGCGAGUAAUACGAGGUCAGGUCGUCGCGGAGGACUGAACGGGGAAGAGGUGAACCUGAGAGCGCUCACCAUGUCUGUGGUCGGCAUUGACGUGGGUUUCCAGAACUGUUACAUCGCCGUGGCCAGGAGCGGCGGCAUUGAAACCAUCGCCAACGAGUACAGUGACAGAUGCACACCGGCGUGUGUGUCACUGGCCUCCAAAAAUCGCAUGAUUGGAAACGCAGCCAAGAGUCAAAUCAUAACAAACUUCAAAAAUACAGUCCAUGGCUUCAAAAAGUUCCACGGCCGAGCAUUUGAUGACCCGUUUGUCCAAGCGGAGAAACCCAAACUGCCUUACAGCUUACAUAAACUGGACAAUGGAAACACUGGCAUUAAGGUGCGUUAUCUGGAGGAGGACAAAGUGUUCACGUGUGAGCAGAUCACCGGGAUGCUGCUCACCAAGCUGAAGGAGACGUCGGAGAACGCCCUGAAGAAGCCGGUGGUGGACUGUGUCAUCUCAGUCCCGAGCUUUUUCACCGACGCUGAGAGACGAUCGGUGUUUGAUGCCAGUCAGAUCGCAGGGCUGAACUGUCUACGGUUAAUUACCGACACCACUGCAGUGGCUUUGGCUUAUGGGAUCUAUAAACAAGACCUUCCGACACCGGAGGAGAGACCAAGGAAUGUGGUUUUUGUAGACAUGGGACACUCAUCUUUUCAGGUCGCCAUCACUGCUUUCAACAAAGGCAAACUCAAGGUCCUCUCCACGGCGUUCGACCCGUACCUCGGAGGCCGCAAUUUCGACGAGGCGCUGGUAGAUUACUUCUGCGAGGAGUUUAAGAGCAAGUACAAGCUGAACGUGCGCGACAACCCGAGGGCCGUGCUGCGACUGCACCAGGAGUGCGAGAAACUGAAGAAGCUGAUGAGCGCCAACUCCUCGGACCUGCCCCUGAACAUCGAGUGCUUCAUGAACGACAUCGACGUCUCCAGCAGGAUGAACAGGGGACACUUUGAAGAGAUGUGUGCUCAAUAUCUGAUGAGGGUGGAGAUGCCCCUGAAAGUGGCGCUGGAACAAUCAAAGUUGAGCCGGGACGAUAUCUAUGCAGUGGAGAUCGUCGGGGGAGCCACAAGAAUCCCGGCCAUCAAAGAGCGCAUCGCCAAGUUUUUCGGCAAAGACGUCAGCACGACGCUCAACGCAGACGAAGCUGUAGCAAGAGGAUGUGCCCUGCAGUGUGCGAUCUUGUCUCCGGCGUGUAAAGUCCGGGAGUUCUCCAUCACGGACGUGGUUCCGUUCCCCAUCACUCUGCGCUGGAAGUCUCCCACAGAGGACGGCCUGGGAGAGUGCGAGGUGUUCACGAAGAUGCACGCCGCUCCUUUUUCCAAAGUGAUUACCUUUCACAAGAAGGAACCCUUUGACCUUGAAGCCUUCUAUAGCAACCCUCAAGAGCUCCCCUACCCGGACCACCGGAUAGGCUGCUACUCGGUGCAGAACGUGGUCCCUCAGCCGGACGGGGACAGCUCCAAAGUGAAGGUCAAGGUGCGCGUCAAUGUCCACGGCAUCUUCAGCGUGUCCGGCGCCUCCCUGAUCGAGAAGCAGAAGGGAGACGGAGACGACAUGCAGAUCGACUCCGAGCCGAUGGUGCAGAAUGAAGGCAGAGGAGAGGAGCAGAAUAAAAUGCAGGUGGACCCAGAAGGCCCGAGCCAGCAGGAUCAGCAGAGCGAGGAGAACAGCUCCAGCAGCAAGGAGGCUGCAGCGGGGGACAAGCAGGACCCGGCAGCAGGAGGCAGCAAGCCCAAAGUCAAGGUGAAGAGCAUCGAGCUUCCAAUCGUCGUCAGUAACGUCCGGCAGCUCGACAGUGAAGUCCUCACUGGCUUCGUGGAGUACGAGCGUCAGAUGAUCAUUCAGGACAAACUGGUGAAGGAGCUGAACGACGCCAAGAACGCCGUGGAGGAGUAUGUUUAUGAUCUGAGAGACAAGCUGUGCGGGAUGUACGAGAAGUACGUCACCCAGGAUGACAGCGGCCGGCUGUCGCUGAUGCUGGAGGACACGGAGAACUGGCUGUACGAGGACGGAGAGGACCAGCCCAAACAGGUGUACGAGGAGAAGCUGGACGCGCUCAGGAGGCUGGGUCAGCCCAUCUACGACCGGCACAGAGAGCACGAGGACCGGCCGCGGGCGUUUGAAGAGCUGGGAAAGAAGCUGCAGCUCUACAUGAAGUUUGUGGAGUCGUACAAGCAGAAGGACGAACGCUUCCUCCACCUGAGCGCGGAGGAAAUGAGCUCCGUGGAGAAGUGUGUGAGUGAAAACAUGGGCUGGAUGAACAGCCGGAUGAACGCUCAGAGCAAACUGGCUCCAACUCAAGACCCCGUCGUCAAAGUAGCAGACGUCAUCGUCAAAAUCCAGGAACUGGAAAACGUGUGUAACCCAGUGAUCAACAAGCCAAAGCCCUCGCUGGAGGAGGCCCCUGAGGCCAGCGACCAGAGCGCCGAGGCCCAUAACGGCCCGGCGGCGGCGGAGGGGAAGGCCGAGGCCAAGGGAAACCAGCAGACCAAGUCCGGCAAGGAGAUGGAGGUGGACUGAAGACCCGGAGAACGUCUCUCCACUCUCUGCCGCCGCUCGUGUGGAGUCGUUUCUUUCUUUUUUUUUUUUUCUGCGUGCGAGCGCGUGUGUGUUUCAUCCCACUGGACUCUUACCUCUGGAGGUUUCCGUUCUCACGCUUCCAUCCUCGUGUGAUGUGCUUUUUUUUUCUCUCAACGGUUUGACACAGUGAACAAACUAAGGAACGGUGCAGUAGAUUAAAAACUCCUCCCCUGCGCUCUGCGUCCGCUACCAGCUGGAAAUUAGACGAACAGAAACACCAGAUCCUGUCCAGACGGCUGCACAACUAUUAGUUUGUAUGCAACAAUACGAAUGAUAUAUCUACAUAAUAUAUAUAUAUUUGUAUUUAUUGAGGUUAAAGGGACGUCCGUGUCGGAAGCUGUAAAUAGUUUCUUAAAGCGCAGCAGCCAACAUAUCUGUACAUAAACUACACAUUCCCGCUGUUACUAUAGAGGUGCUUGAUAGAUCAGAUUAUUUUGAUAAGUGACCCAUUGCCUGUUUCCCUUUCUUUUCUUUUCUUCUUUAUUUUUACUUUCUGUUUGGGGGGUGGAA